Molecule: messenger RNA, 1317 nt
Organism: Caenorhabditis elegans
Lineage: Eukaryota; Metazoa; Nematoda; Chromadorea; Rhabditida; Rhabditidae
Gene: srp-1
Product: Serpin domain-containing protein
Exons: 5
Coding region: 76-1176 (366 amino acids)
Cellular component (GO): extracellular region
Molecular function (GO): serine-type endopeptidase inhibitor activity
Source: RefSeq, marked reviewed
AUACCAGCUGUUCACUUUACCUUGAACUUUAUUUUUCUCUCCGAAGCAUCUACCACAUCAAUUGAUCGUGUAAUUAUGAGCUUUUCGCUCAUAAAUUCUACAUUUACCGAGGCUCAAUUUGGUAUUAAACUGCUAUCAGAUCUAACUUCCGACCAGCUCACACCAUGCGUCUUCUCCCCGGUGUCUAUUCUAUUAUCGUUGGCUCUGGUGCAUCUUGGAGCUAAGGGACAUACCAGACAUGACAUCCGAAACUCUGUGGUGAAUGGGAGCACCGAUGAGCAGUUUAUCGAGCAUUUCAGUUUUAUUAAUAAACUUUUGAAUAGUUCUGUGAACGAUGUGGAGACUUUGAUUGCCAACAGACUAUUUGUUUCGCCAGAACAAGCAAUUCGAAAAGCUUUUACCGAUGAGCUCCGCGAGCAUUACAACGCUGAAACGGCAACAAUCGACUUCAAAAAGUCUCAGGAAGCCGCAAAAAUAAUGAACCAGUUUAUAUCGGAGAGUACCAAAGGAAAGAUACCUGAUAUGAUUAAGCCGGACAAUUUGAAAGACGUCGACGCAAUUCUCAUCAAUGCAAUUUUCUUCCAAGGCGAUUGGCGUCGAAAAUUCGGGGAACCCGCGGAAUCCAACUUCUCUAUUUCUGCUACUGAAAAUCGCCUUGUCCCAAUGCUCCGCGAGACCAGAGACUACUUUUAUAACAAGGAUGAUGAGUGGCAGGUUAUUGGUAUCCCAUUCAAAGACAAAUCCGCAUGGUUUGCCAUUUUCCUCCCAACGCGAAGAUUCGCCUUGGCUGAAAAUCUGAAAUCCCUGAACGCUGCGAAAUUCCAUAAUCUUAUCAACAAUGUCUAUCAAGAGUACAUCUUUUUGACUUUCCCCAAAUUUAAGAUGGACUAUAAGAUAAAUCUGAAAACCGCCCUCGCCAAGUUCGGGCUCGCGGAGCUGUUCACAGAACAGGCUGAUCUUUCUGGAAUCGGGCCGGGGCUUCAGCUGGCGUCGGCUACACAUCAGGCACUGAUUGAGGUAGAUCAAGUCGGAACCCGAGCCGCUGCUGCCACCGAAGCCAAGAUCUUCUUCACCUCCGCCAGCAGCGAUGAACCUCUUCACAUUCGUGUCGAUCACCCCUUCCUUUUUGCAAUUAUCAAAGACAAUUCUCCAUUGUUCUUGGGAACAUACACUUAACUUUUUUAUAUUCGAUGAGAAAAUGUGUAAUUUGAAAUUUUGUAAAUUAAAGAUUUCCCAUAACUUAAAUUUCGUAGAUAGUUUGAUACUUGCAAAGAAGCUGCCGACAUUUUCAGGGCUUUGCAACUCAUCAAUAAACAC